AUGUAUUCGUUGACUUGGUUUUGCUUUUUAGUUGUCGUAGCAUUAAGCAAUGGUAAGUUUUGUGGCGAGUUUUUUGGUUGCAUGCAGACUUUUACCAGUGUGGCCAUAGGCCCUAUUACAUAGUUAGAAAACUAUAAAUUUUCCAUGAAUUUAAAGGACGUAUAGCUACAAGUCAUGGUAACUGACCUAAAACCAGACAGCACGUCUUUAAUUUAAUAAACAUCCAAGAGGCGGUAAAAAUUCAUAGACAAUCUGAAAACAUAUAGGAGUCCAAAUAUAGCAAAAGUCUGAAAACGAAUCACCCAAAUCUCUAUAUAAAUUAUUUGAAAUUUUUGGCAUGUAAUCACGCCUUGCAUUGGAUAAAUGAAAAUUCUUUAUUAUGCGAAUCCUAUUCGAACUCCCUCAAUGUUAUCAAAACAUAUAUUAUAGGUUAAAAUUUACUUACCAUACUAUGUUAUCUUAUCUUAUCUUUAACUUUAAUAGUAAUUAGUAAUAAAAUGAUUUUUGAACAAUUUAUAAUACUAAUUAACGAUAACUAUUUGUGAUGUAUUUUAGCAAUAAAAUACAAAAUCUCUGUUGAAACUGGCACAAACAGUUAUGCAGGAACAGAUGCAAAUGUUUUUAUAACUCUUUAUGGCUACUCUGGCAGUUCGUCGUUGAUACCUCUCAGUUCAGAUAAAGAUAUCUUUGAAAAGGGCGAGUAAGUAAAAUUUCGAUCUAAAUUUGAAGUUUGUAAGUUCACGGCAGCUGGUAUAUAAUAUCAGUCAUGUUUUCGUUGGCCGGAGAGCAGUGAGUUAUUUACGACGCAAGUUUUUGACUCUCCAGUCUAGUAUUUUCAUCUGGGGUAAUGUAAAGUCGCAAAGUGGCUACUUGCUUGGAAACGUGAUGCAUAAACGAGUAUCAUGCUUUAAAUAGGGAUGACGGUAGCUAUCUUCUUUUGAAUGACAUCAUCAUUCGAGCGUGUAUAAGGAAAUCAUGCACCCCUGAUGAUGAAGACAUUAGACUGCAUGUAAUGUCGAUUUUUUUAAUGUUGUGAAUGCUAUUUGUUAUGGAUUGAAUCAUGACUUGAUUUUGACUGUUAAGAACACUUCAGCAAUCUUUUCAACUUACUAUUAGUGCGACAGAUAUAAACGAAGAUACGUCCGAAAAGACGUUAAACUAUUUUACAUCACACUCAUAAAUGCAAUACACAGUUGUCAUUUUGUAUUCUUAUCUAUUAUGAAUCCACUGCACUUAGACAAUGCUGUUUUCUUGAUAAAUGUUAAUGUGAAUAUACCAUGCAGGAGUAAUGAAUAACCUGCAAACUGCGCUUAUUUUAUUCAUAUUCUUAUUUUUGCAGAUAAUUUGAAAAAUAUGCAUGACAAUUGAAAAUGUUUUCUUAUCUCAAAGUGCAUGGUCUGACAUUUGUAUAUUUCAGUGUUGACGUAUUCGUUGUUGACAUUCCCGAUGUUGGACCGGUGACCAGAAUUAGAGUACAACAUGACAAUUCUGGAUUUUUUGGCGCUGGAUGGUACUUGAAAGAAGUAUAUCUCCUUUUCCUUUAUUGCAAUUCAAAUCACCUGGUUUUUCAUGAUGAAGUUUUCUACUGUACAUACUCUAACAUUUCUGGACUGUUUUACACAGGUUGAGGUAAAAUAUGAUGGUGAAAGUGCAGGAAGUGUGUUUGAUUGUAAUACAUGGAUAAGUAGAAGUUCUGGUCUAGUGAAGACUUUCUUAGGUACUGUAACUAAUUUCUCAUGAUUUAGGUAAAUAUUUUAAAUUCAGGAAGGCGAAUAAUAAUAGGUCUUUAACAUUUCCGUUUGGUUUGAAUUACAACAGGAAACUAAAUGGUAGUCUUGAAAACAGUAGGCUGCAUAUUAUAACUUCGGAUAAUUUUUUGUCCAUGUUUAAGAGUACAUACUACUUUCCCUGCAUGAAAAGUCUAAAAGUGGUAUAUUGAUUAUUGUAGGAAAUAAAUUUUCCUUAUUGACUAUCAGACAAUUAAAUAUUUUUGCAUACGUCGUAAGGGAUAUAGUUUAAGGGUGUUCAUAAUUUCACAAACCAUUGUCGAACCAAGGCAGAGCAAAGUGUGGCCCUUCCAACAUAUAGUUUAAUUAACCUACUGUGGGAAAUCUGGCUAUGUUUCUGCAUGUUAACGUUGUCAUUGCAUGGGCUGAGGCUGGGCAUAAAUAAUAUAUUAGAGGAGGGAUAUAGAUUUCCAGGCGCUUCUAUUUUGUACAUGUAAAUUCAAUUAGUUCCACAAGUUACUAAUUUCUGUAAUACGUUAAUUUAUAGCGGAAAAUGCCUGUGGCUUAACCAUGACGGCAUCGUCUCGAAUUGUUGGCGGGAGCAAUGCGCUCCCUGGGCAGUGGCCUUGGCAAGUUAGUGUGUUUUACAGAGGAGGUCAUUGGGGUGCGGCGGGUCCAUAAUUGAUAAUCAAUGGAUCGUUAGUGCUGCGCAUUGUUUCCAUGACGACAGGAAUGUAAAUAACUACAAGAUCACUGUUGGUAUGUAUCUAAGUUAUCAAACGACCACAGAAUGCGGUCUAUUCUCUAGCCUACACUCUAUAUAGUAGAGUCUAUAAAUUCCUAUGUAUUGGUGGUUUGCAAUCAUGAUAUUUACAAGACAAAGACAUGGCGGCCAUGGCAGGAAAACACGCUCCAAAUUCAAUAGCUUUUAAUGAGAUUCUUUUGUUAGCUUUACUCCAACAUGGCCGCCAUGACAUCAAUUGGAAACCAAGAAUAGGGCCUGCAAAUCCGCGAUAGAGAGCUUGCAUUGUGAGGUUUCCUGCUACGAUAAGUGACUUUAAAAUGUCCUACGUUGCGAUCAAAUAUAUUUCUACCAUAGGCAUCCCAAAACGGCGUGUAGAAUGCACCAAAUGCUUCAAAAUGUCAAUUUAUAUUAAGCUCGCCCCAUUCUCCUCUGUCAUUUGUCGCGCGCCGCAAGCGCUCAAUGAAAAGCAUUGUUCAUAUAUAUAGAUUAUACCUCUAUAAUAUACCAUGUAUAUAGAUUAUACUCUAUAUAGUAGAGCCUGUAAUUUCCUAUAUAGAGCCCGCAAAUCCGCGAGCUUGCAUGAUGAGGUUUCCUGCUAUGGUAUAUAAAAGUGUUGAAGGCGAAACAUAGCCUGAAUAAGCUUUCGUUGGUAGAGAUGCAACUACCUGAAAAUAUACCGGGUGGCGCAAAAAAAAGUAUAACUGUUUGAUUACAUAUAGCUCAAAGACCAUAAGCAGUAGAACCCAAAAUCGAGUUUCAUUGCAUCCAGCGAUGUCUAACUUAAAUUUUGGUAUAUUCGACAGGCAUUUUCGUCGAGAUAUGAGUGUUUAAACUUUUGUUAGCAAAUUUGAAACGGUCACAAAUUAACUAAAAACGGCCUAUUAAACUGAUUUUUAGCUAAUUUGUGACCGUUUCAAAAUUGUUAACAAAAGUUUAAACUCUUAUAUCUCAGUUAAUCUUGGACGAAUAUGCCAGUCAAAUAUACCAAAAUUUAAGUUAGAUAUCGCUGGAUGCAACUAAACUCGAUUUAUGGUUCUACUGCUUAUUGUUUCUGAGUUACAAGUAAUCAAACAGUUGUACUUUUUUUUGCGCCACCCGGUAUAAGGAGAAUAUCGACGUUUCGAGAGAAUGAAGAGAAGGCCCUUCGUCUGGAGUUACUAGGACCUUCGCUCGACACGUCGAUAUUAGAUAUCAGUCUCCUCAUAUAUUUUUCAGGUAGUUGUAUCCCUACCAACGAAAGCCUGUUCCGAUUUGAUUGACACUGCCAACACUGGCAAAGACAGUUCAAGUAACAUGGUACUACCGAUGUAAGAAUUACUCCGCGUCUUCCUACGAAAUUUUCUGCCAUAAUACAAUUGUAUAUCCUAAAAUCAUAAAUCUCUGAUUUUAGGUGAACACGAUUUGCGAUACAAGAGUGAAUACGAACAAGUGAUCUCAAUCGAGAAGCUCGUAAUUCACUCUAGCUAUGACGCAGACAGUCAGGACAAUGACAUAGCAUUGCUGAAGUUGAAAACCCCUAUCCAGUACAACGCUCGAGCCUUGCCCGUUUGCCUGCCUUCAUCUGACCUACCCUCGGGUACGGACUGCUGGAUCACAGGCUGGGGUGCCUUACAAGAAGAAGGUUAUAGCCCGGCAAUCCUGCAGCAGGCUAAAGUACCUCUGGUCAGUAAGCAAGCAUGCGGCUAUGUUUACGGUUCUCUUACAACGAGCAUGCGCUGUGCUGGGUACCACACUGGGAAAAUCGAUUCCUGUCAAGGGGACAGUGGGGGACCUUUGGUGUGUCGCGUGAACAAAAGGUGGCAUCUGAUGGGCGCUGUGAGCUGGGGGAUCGGCUGCGCCAGAAAAGGGUAUUAUGGUGUCUAUGCUGAUAUUGUACACCUGAAAAGCUGGAUAACUAAUGUCAUGUAA
Paramuricea clavata is the source of this 4380-nucleotide messenger RNA. Lineage: Eukaryota; Metazoa; Cnidaria; Anthozoa; Malacalcyonacea; Plexauridae. The record is from the annotation of a GenBank genome assembly.